CAAAAAUGCGAAACGCCAAACACGCCACGAACCGAAUCUAGCAGACUAACCACUGCAGCCAUGACGAAGAGAGGCAGUACUGCCGCCGCCAUCGGCCUGCUGAUGCUUUCGCUCCCGGCGGCCCUCCUCGUCGCCGGCAUGGCAGCCGACAAGGAAGACACUAUCCGCCUCCCCAGCGACAGUGUCGUCGAAGCGGAAGGUCUUGUUAUUGGACAAACAGCAAUGGCCGCGGCGACGAGGCCAUGGGAUUGCUGCGACACGACGCUAUGCACCAAGUCGUUCCCGCCGAUCUGCCGCUGCCUGGACGUCGUUCCCCGCUGCGCCGCCGCCUGCGAGAGCUGCGACCCGUCGGAGUCCGACCCGUCCGGCUGCGUCUGCAACGACUGGCACCGAGGGGACCCCGGGCCAAGGUGCCCUCACCAUGACGAAGAAGAAGAAGAAGAAGCAGCAAUACCGAUAAUAACGGAGCCGCCGCCGGUGCCGGAGAGGCCGUGGGAGUGCUGCGACGCGACGGUGUGCACCAAGUCGUUCCCGCCGACGUGCCGCUGCCUGGACGUCGUCGACCGCUGCGCCGCCGCCUGCGACCGCUGCGAGCCGGCCGAGGACGACCCGGCCCGCCGCGUCUGCAAGGACCAGUACUUCGGCGACCCCGGGCCCACCUGCAAGUCCAAGCACCACGACGGGCCGCCCGCCGGCGGCGGCUCUCCGUCGCUCGCUGCUGUCGGCGGCGCCACGACGGGGUUAUUGAUGGCUUUUAGUACGGUCUUGCUUUUUACCCAGACUUAUGAAGUGGCGAACCAGGCCGGGGCGGAGAAGCGGCCGUGGAAGUGCUGCGACCGGGCCAUGUGCACCCGGUCCAUCCCGCCCUUCUGCAAGUGCCUAGACUUGCUGGACCGGUGCCCGGGGUGCAAGGACUGCCGGGCCGAGCGGGAGCACGAGGCCGACCCCGAGAGCUUCGUCUGCCACGACGUGUACCGUGGCGCCCCCGGGCCCAACUGCAGCACCAACGGCGACAAGGUCUUCGCUGACGAGGCGACAAUAGUGGCCGCGGAAGAGAAGAAGGCCGCGGCGGCGGAGGCGGAGAAGAGGCCGUGGAAGUGCUGCGACGACACGCUGUGCAACAGGGCGGCCCCGCCGACGUGCCGCUGCCUGGACACCGUGGACCGCUGCGCCGCGAGCUGCAGGGAGUGCGUGGCGGCCGGGUCGGACCCGUCGCGCCGCGUCUGCAAGGACCGCUUCCACGGCUGGCCCGGGCCCAAGUGCUCCAACAACCAGUAGUCUCCUAGCUAAACGACGAUGAAUAAAAUGAUGGGCCAGGCCGGGCGCCUUCCCAGUGAUAUGAGUGACCUGGCUAAUUCAGUCCAUUGACUGCUAGAUAGCUAGUAGCGUCACGCACGUGCGUGUUCAUCUUACUAUCUUUGUUUCCUCUUCUAGCCUUGCGAUAUGAGAGAGAUUGAGAGAUCGAUGAUCCUUCUCUUUCCCCCUUUUUUUUUUCUUCUGUUCGACUAGAGUGUUCGACACUUCGAGUCGUUGUAUGCAUCGAUCGUUCGAUGAAUAAGACAAGCGUGGUCACAGAGCUA
Molecule: messenger RNA, 1580 nt
Organism: Brachypodium distachyon (stiff brome)
Lineage: Eukaryota; Viridiplantae; Streptophyta; Magnoliopsida; Poales; Poaceae
Product: Bowman-Birk type bran trypsin inhibitor
Exons: 3
Coding region: 61-1278 (405 amino acids)
Cellular component (GO): extracellular region
Molecular function (GO): serine-type endopeptidase inhibitor activity
Source: RefSeq, a predicted model, not a curated record